CACAGUACCGCGAGAUCAAACUUUCUCAAUACGUGCUCUAAUCGCUCACGCGAUACUUCAACGUGACAUGCUUUCGGCCUUCCUAUCAACGACACUUUUACUACGCAAGUCAGCAGCAGUGGAUUCGUUUCCCCGGAAAUGCAGACACGUGAUAAUGACAUCACCGCUGUUAGCCCCAAUUUCCCGCGAAACAGACUACACGCGCCCAUUAAAGGAGGAAAGUCAUUGCAUGUCACUGCAGUCGCUAUGAUGCUGGGUAUACCAAGGCAGAAAAAACGAAAAAGACCUCAACAGGAUGCUGAGCAUCACAUUACUUGUAAAACAGACAAGCCUGAGCUUUAUGAGCAAGUUAUCAGCAAAUAUAAAGGACGUGGAGUUUUCACCACUGAAGCAUUUUUUAGAGGUGAUUUUGUCCUUGAAUACAGAGGUGAACUUCUGACUUCAGAGGAGAGCCUUGAUCGAUCUAAACUCUACAAUGACGUUGAGAACACAUUCUUGUUUGAUUUUCAGUGGCAUGGCAAAAAUUGGUGCAUGGAUGCAUCCAAGGAAGAUGGGUCCUUGGGAAGACUUGUAAAUGAUGAGCACAGAAAUCCUACAUGCAAAAUAAGAACUGUUGAAGUGAACAAAAAACCUCAUCUGUGUCUUUUUGCUGUACGAGAUAUUCAACCAGGAGAAGAAAUCACUUACAGUUAUGGAGAUUCAGAUUGGCCUUGGCGAGCUAAGGUAUCAUCAACAGAAUCCAGUGAUAAAAGUCCAGUCAGCAGUUUGGAUUUGCAGAAAUUGUUCCAUCAGGCUCCUCCUGUUUCCUCAUCUGCCCUGUAUAAGGUGUACAUCAAUGAACCACAUAAGCAAGUUGAGCCACAACAGUCAGGCAAAGCAAGAACAUCAGAGGAUAAAAUGAAACUCAAAGAUUGCCAUGAGCGCUUUAACAGAGCACAAAUUAAAACGAAAAAGACUGCCAUAGAGCAAUCACAAGAAUAUUUCAUGCCCUCAUCACCUGUGAAGACCACAUCCUCGUCCUCUUCUCCUGUGCAGCCCUCAUCACCUGUGAAGACCACAUCAUCGUCCUCUUCUCCUGUGCAGCCCUCAUCACCUGUGAAGACCACAUCAUCUUCCUCUGCCUUUGUGCAGCCCUCAUCACCUGUGAUGACCACAUCAUCGUCCUCUUCUCCUGUGCAGCCCUCAUCACCUGUGAAGACCACAUCAUCGUCCUCUUCUCCUGUGCAGCCCUCAUCACCUGUGAAGACCACAUCAUCGUCCUCUUCUCCUGUGCAGCCCUCAUCACCUGUGAAGACCACAUCAUCUUCCUCUGCCUUUGUGCAGCCCUCAUCACCUGUGAUGACCACAUCAUCGUCCUCUUCUCCUGUGCAGCCCUCAUCACCUGUGAAGACCACAUCAUCGUCCUCUUCUCCUGUGCAGCCCUCUACACCCUUGCCCUGUGCUGCUUCCACCCCUGUGAUUUCCUCAUCAAAGGUGUCUGAGACACUGUCUUUAAUGGAGAUGCACUCAUUAAGGCAAUCAAGAAAAAGACAGUAUUCUGGGAGUGCCUACAGUGAUUCAGAUGUUACGGAUUACAGUGAUGUUGACUACAUACCCCAGUUCAGCUCAGAUGAAUCAGAUGGAAGUGCUUCUGGACAAAGCAAGGCUGAAAGGAGUUCAGAUGGAUCAAACAAUAAGUCUGAAUGUAGUGAUCCUAGACCCAACAAACGUUUAAGACAUACUAAAUCACCCCUUUCAAAAAGGAAAGCUGAAGAGGCAGGUAUUUCAUCUGCCAAUUGUAUGACAGCAAUGUCAUCAAAAAGGAUGAAAUGCCAAACUGAAGAGACCGAAACCUCCUCUGACAAAAAGACUUUG
Molecule: messenger RNA, 1854 nt
Organism: Paramisgurnus dabryanus
Lineage: Eukaryota; Metazoa; Chordata; Actinopteri; Cypriniformes; Cobitidae
Biological process (GO): regulation of transcription by RNA polymerase II; regulation of DNA damage response, signal transduction by p53 class mediator
Cellular component (GO): polytene chromosome; nucleus
Molecular function (GO): transcription regulator activity; histone H4K20 methyltransferase activity; protein binding
Source: RefSeq, a predicted model, not a curated record